Messenger RNA from Pecten maximus, 2557 nucleotides. Its product is annotated as probable cytochrome P450 CYP44. The transcript has 10 exons. The coding region runs from base 99 to 1688 and encodes 529 amino acids. Gene Ontology annotation, molecular function: oxidoreductase activity, acting on paired donors, with incorporation or reduction of molecular oxygen; heme binding; iron ion binding. The record is from RefSeq and is a predicted model, not a curated record. Lineage: Eukaryota; Metazoa; Mollusca; Bivalvia; Pectinida; Pectinidae.
GUGUUCGCACGUCGGAACACCAUCAUAUAAAUAUUAAGCGAUUGAGAAUUGACAUAACCAUUCUCUAGCUUACCUGUAUACAACAACAGCUGAUCACCAUGUUCCUGUAUCGGCCUGUAAGAGGAGCCAUAUGUGUUUCGCCGACUUUCACAACAUUCUCACGUAAACGUUCAACCUCUGUCAUACAUCCGAACUUAAACAAAUGUCCUUUUGCUCAUCCGGUUUCCAUGCAAGGUCACCAGAUUGCCCUGCCGUCCGAGGCCGACACUAUCAAGCCAUUUGAAGAGAUGCCUGGGCCACAAGGGAUCUAUAAUGUUCCCUAUUUAGGAGCGGCGCUACAGAUGUAUCCAUUCACUAAAUACCGCACAGAACGCUUCGACGAAUUAAUAGAAAAGUGGCGCAGGGAGUUUGGCACAAUCUGCAGAGUUCGUCUUCCUAGCGAAUGGAACGUGUUCGUGCUUGAUCCUGAUGACGUUGAGAAAACUUUCAGGUCCGACAAUAAGUAUCCUUUCCGGCGGCCUCUGCCAUUGUUCGACACGUAUAAUAACAGCAGGAACCGUGAGCCUACGAUUGGAGAGCGUAAUGGUGAAAACUGGUGGGAGCUACGGAGUCCGGCACAGAGAGGUAUAUGUCAGCCUCGAGCCGUGUCAAAACUUAUACCAAAGUUAAGCGGGGUAGCCGAUGACCUCGUUAGUAACUGUAGAGUGACUGGUCAACUCCAAAACCUGCCCGACCCAUUGUUUGAAUACUCUUCAGAAGGGGCGGGGCUGCUGUGCUUCAACAAAAGACUUGGCAUCAUAUCAUCUUCAGGAUCAGAGUCUAAUCGCGAGUUCAUGGAAUUUGUGGAUAAUUACUUUGAUUACUUUGGAGAGCAACUUCUAGCGCCAAUCAACUGGUUCAAGUGGUUUAAAACUCCGGGCUAUCGCAAAUUCGAAAAGGCGUCUGAUUUUUUAAUGAGUUUCACAGACAAAUAUACGGAAAAGGCGCUCAACAAUCUAGACAACAAAACUGACCCAGAUGAGUUUAAUCUUCUUCAUUUCCUGUUAACGUCCCCGAAUAUGACUCCAGAAAAAAUAUCUUCGCUCCUCAUCGACUUUUUCAGAGGAGGAAUUGAUUCUACGGCCAACGCAAUUACAUUCCUGCUUUAUCACCUUGCAAAAUAUCCCGACAUACAAGAGAAACUAUAUCAGGAGUUAGCUCCCCUGAUACCGGCAGAGGGUCCAAUUAGUCCAGAUGGCUUCAAGGAUGUGCAUUAUCUGAAGGCAUGUCUUAAAGAAUCGUUCAGAUUUGUAUAUCCAGUAAUCCUGGGUACCCAGAGAGUAUUGGAUAAGGAUGUGGUGCUUUCUAACUACGAUAUUCCGGCGGGGACGACAAUAAAUAUGUGCAUUACCUCUAUCUGCAAAGACGAAAAAUAUUUUCCUAAUCCGGACAAGUUCUUGCCUGAGCGUUGGUUAAGGAGUAAUCCUGACAGAGAAAAAAUCCAUCCUUUCGGUUUCCUUCCCUUUGGAUACGGAACACGGAACUGUGUAGGACAGAGAUUCGCGGAGCAGGAGAUAUAUGUCAGUGUAUCCAAAAUUGUGACUAACUUCACGUUAUCACUUCCAAAGGGUUUAAACGAUGUGCCGUUUGUCUACUCAACGUUUGCUACUCCCAGAGAUAAAUUCACCUUGCAUUUGAACCCAAGAUGAACCGACGAAUGAUCUGUAAACUAUAUACUGUUAUGAAGCGACAAUCAGAUCCGGCUAAAGAUAAUCCAGAUAAUCACACGUAUACGGUCAGAGACAAUUUUCGCGCCCUAUCAUAUAUACGGAUAAUUGUGAAGACAUUGACCUAUGUAUAUAUAACUGAUAUACUACUACACUUGCCAAAAGUACAACCUUGUGAUACGUAGCAGUAGUGUUUUCGAGUAAAGCCCUGUGAUAAGUAGCCGCAGUUUUUACGAGUACAGCCCUGUGAUAAGUAGCCGCAGUUUUUACGAGUACAGCCCUGUUAUACGUAGACGCCCUUGUUACUUGUACAACCCUGUGAUACGUAUCAGUAGUGUUUUCGAGUACAGCCCUGUGAUACGUAGCGGUAGUGUUUUCGAGUACAGCCCUGUGAUACGUAGCGGUAGUGUUUUCGAGUACAGCCCUGUGAUACGUAGCAGUUUACCUGAGUAUAAUAUUGGUAUUUAUUUAUAUUUAUUCAUAUUUUUAUGCAUUUAUUACGUUGUGAAUCUCCUAAUAGUUUCAAUUGAAUUUUAAACAUCUGCACUUCAUUUUGUCAGUGUAGUUCCAUGACAUAAUUCCUUGUUGUGCAUUACCAGAAAUAUGUGUUACAGAUUAUAUAUUAAUGUUGACUUAUAUUUAAAUGUUUUUAUUGAAUUUUGUUUACAACAUCUCGCGGGCGAGAAAUUGUAUAGAGAACUUUUAUUCUUUUAAUGUACGGAAAAAAUUAUAACGAAAGAAAAUAAUAUAUCUAUAUACAAUGUAUGUGUCUUUGUCAUAUCGUUGUACAUCACACUUUCCCUCGGCUACGUUAGGUAUUGUUAUUUUGCUCUAAAUACAUGCACAUUUCU